Eutrema salsugineum is the source of this 2346-nucleotide messenger RNA. RefSeq lists its product as uncharacterized. Lineage: Eukaryota; Viridiplantae; Streptophyta; Magnoliopsida; Brassicales; Brassicaceae. The transcript has 2 exons. Bases 100 to 1035 code for a protein of 311 amino acids. The record is from RefSeq and is a predicted model, not a curated record.
CUUGAACUCACAUCUUUCUCACUUAAAACCGCCUGUUCUUACUGGAUUUUUAAGUUUGGAGUCCAUAUCUUGCAUUAUUUCAACUGAUUCCAAGGUACCAUGGGAAGAACAAGGGAAGCAGGCUCAAGUGUUGCUGCACCAAGAAUGCCACAGAGGGCAACUGGGAAAGCUUGUGCUUCAGAACCCAAAGGAAAAUCAGUUGCAGCAAGUGCCAAAGCAAAGGGCAAAGCCAUAGCCACAACAUCAAGGGCUCAAGGGAAGCAAAAGAGAGCUGAGAGAAGCUCUAGUGAGGAGCUGAGUGAUGAAGAGGACAAUGUGGCUUCACCAGCACCUGUGCCUCAAAAGAAGAAAAAGGUGAUCAAGAAAACAGAGCCAAAGUCGGUCACUUACAAUGAGUACCUCAAGACACUUCAAGCUGUGUCUCAUGAAGGAACAAUGUACCCUGAUGUUGAGCUGUUGAGAAAGAUGGGUAUUUAUGAAGAGGGGAGAGCUGUGCUUGACAGCAUUGGUCUUGGGAACAUCAUGGAGGUGACUCAUGAGUCUUACAAGGAGCUGACUUGCCAGUUUCUUGCAUCUUUGCAAGUAAACUUUUAUAAUAAUGAUGGACCCGCUGAGGUUGAAGAUGAUUUUGGAUCGCUUGAGUUCAAAAUUGGACAUGAGAGAUAUGAGAUGACUUUCAGAGAAGUCUGUGAGUGUUUUGGGUUCAAGAUUGAAGGGAAAUGUUCUCCAAGAAGGCUGUGCUACCUUAUGAAUGAAAAGAGAGAACUCUGGGAUUCAAUUGGUAAUGGCAGUUACAAGACUAGUGUAGCUAAGGCAGCGGACAUAAAAAAUCCAGUGCUGAGGAUGGUACACAAGGUGAUUGCUCAGACAUUCUAUGGCAAAGCUGAGUUUAGCCAUGUUUAUGAUGAAGAGUUGAUGCUGAUUGGUGAGGGCAUUAGGUGCUAUAUGCCUGAGUUUUCAAUGGACGGCCAUUCUAUGGAGACAGUAGAGGACCAACAAUGGGAUCUCUUCUCAUCAAGAACUUCCUUUACCUAAGGAAAUGGGCUCUCACCACCACCUGCAAGAACCCCUCACUGCGCAUAGGAGGCCUGAUCACUCCUAUCUUGUUACAUGCUGGAGUUGUGCUAAGUGGUAAUCCAAAGCCUUUUAAGCUCAUGGAUCAGUUGCAUCUUGCCAAGACAAACUUCAUUGAAGGAGUUGUGGGAAAUUCUUAUGCCUACAAUCUCACCCUUGGGGAAGUAUAGGUCAAAGUCUUACUGCCAAGCCCAUCACUCAUUUCCCUUUCAGAGAGAAAGAACAUCAAGUUCUAUAUCACCAAGGAGUUGCAUUACAACCCUGAGAUUUGCCCACCAAUUCAACAGCUAAGAAAGAAUACCACCAAUUCUCAAGCAGCAGGUGAUGCUCCUGAUGAUGGAACUGCUGAUCAAAACUCUGUCUAUGGGAGCAAGAGAUACAAUUUCUCUUCUUAUGAUGGCAAGAUGCCUGAUGAUGCCACAACACCUGCUCAUUACCGCACAAAGAGCUGGAGAAGAUGGAACCGCUGGCAAGACAAGAACAUAAAGAAGUUGGUUGGCACAGUUUCUACUCUGGUUGAGACAUUCAAGAAGAUGGGUACAAAGAUAAAAAAGCUCAAUGCUAAGUUGGAGAGGUUCCAAAGGGGAGAAGUUGGUGAAAGCUCUCACCAAAGUGAACCACUCAGGAGCUGUGAUGAGCCGCAUGGACAAGACUCGGAUGAAGAUGAGCUCAAGGCCAAGAGAGCAGCAAUGGAAUCACCAUCAGACCAGUCUUCCAACCCGUCCUACUCCAUGGGGUCUCCAGCCCCAUCUCUAAGUCCUUGAGAAGGUAAUACUCCAUCUCUGUAUAUAUGCAUGUAGUUAGCUUGUUUUCUAUUUGCAUUUUGUGAUUUUUCUUUGCACUUCUCCUUCAUGCUUUUAUAACACAAGGGACUGUGUUAUUUAAGUGUGGGGGAAGAGUUUCAUCUUUUACUAAUCUUGUUUUUCUGAUUCUUAUUUUCCACUUUGAGUCUCGAGUCUCAUUCUUGCAUGCAUUCAUAUAGUUUCAUCUAAGUGCAUAUAAAAACCAAAAAAAAUUGAAAAAUCUAAAAAAAAAUCACAAAAAAAUGCUCAUGUAGUUGCAUUCACAUUUUAGGUUGAGUCUAGUUUGCAUUUUCAUAUAGGUUGCAUUAUGCAAUGGAGCAAUGAUAGGUUUUCCUUAAGAGUAAAUCACUUUGAGAAUUUGGACUAAAUAUGCUUGUGAAAUGACUUCUAUGCUUGCAAGGCUUGAAAUGAUAUAAAUCUGAGAAGCAAGUUUGAAUUGAACUCAACUCUAAUAAGUGAAAACCCUGAA